AUGGAGACCCAAGACGAGCUUCGGCCCAUCCCAGCCUACUACUGCUGCUAUCUCCUUCGGUCUACCGUCCGACACGCCUCGCUCUAUAUCGGCUCAACGCCCAAUCCCAUCAGACGACUGCCUCAGCACAAUGGCACGGUCAAAGGGGGCGCCAAACGUACCUCUCGGGAUAAAUUACGGCCCUGGGAAAUGGCGCUCGUGGUGGAGGGCUUUAUGAGUCGAGUAGGAGCUCUUCAAUUUGAAUGGGCUUGGCAACAUCCCGAAAGGUCACGACACAUUGAGCUUGAUGACGGUGACCUCCCUAGCUCGCAGGCCAAAGUCACUGUUUGUCGGCACACGGGAAAGACCAUUCCGCGUACCUCGCGCAGAAGAUCCUUGACGGCCCACCUAGAGGAUCUGCAUUUCCUACUUCGAUCAUCGUAUUUCACUACCUGGCCGCUACGAGUACGAUUCUUCUGCGCGGAUGUCUACCGCGUAUGGAAAGUUUGGAAUGAGCGUGUGGAGACCUCCUUACCUUUCUCCAAAAUCAUCCUAGACGGGAACUGUCCAAGACAAGGCGACGCAGGUACUGCAGUGGGUGGCAUCAAUCAGCUAUCGGUCGACUACACUAAACUCGAAGACUACCUGGAGAAAUCCAUGUUUGCUCUGGACGACGCGGAGGAUCUACACUGCGCAGUAUGCAAAAAGCCAGUGAACCCCGAUACGCAGCAAAUAGUGGUGUGUCCACGAACAUCUUGCCGUGGCACGAAUCAUCUAUUAUGUCUAUCUGCCAAAUUUCUUGAAAACUCCGACGACCCGGAUACGUUCGUGCCAACGCAGGGAACCUGCCCGACGUGCAAAGAAGUCGUGCAAUGGCCAAUAAUGAUGCAAGAAUUGAGUUUUCGCAGCCGUGCCGAAAGGGAAGUCCGUACGAUUCUGCGACGAAAAGAAAAGCGCGAGCGCAAAGAAUCUGCGAAGCAGUCACCCAGCAACAAAAGCAAGACCAAGACAUCCAAUGUGCGAAAGUCUUCUGUGGAACCAACAUUCGAUGCCCAGUCACAGCCUGCGCCAGAUGAUAUGUCUCAGGAUGACCCCCAGUUAGACGAAAACUGGUGUGAGGCGGUCGAGGUGGAAUCAGACACGGAAUUCGGAACUCGACAGCAUUCAUCUCCGGCUUCAUCCAGAUUGGAGAUCGUCAUUGAAGAUAGCGAAUGGGAAGAUGCAGAACUCGUGGAAUGA
Penicillium cinerascens is the source of this 1218-nucleotide messenger RNA. RefSeq names its product structure-specific endonuclease subunit SLX1. The transcript is spliced from 2 exons. Bases 1 to 1218 code for a protein of 405 amino acids. NCBI's taxonomy places the organism in Eukaryota, Fungi, Ascomycota, Eurotiomycetes, Eurotiales, Aspergillaceae. Gene Ontology annotation, molecular function: 5'-flap endonuclease activity; crossover junction DNA endonuclease activity. Gene Ontology annotation, cellular component: Slx1-Slx4 complex. Gene Ontology annotation, biological process: double-strand break repair via homologous recombination. The record is from RefSeq and is a predicted model, not a curated record.